CAUCCAAAAAUUAAUCUCACACUAUAAAAUCUCCUGCACUGCAAGUCCGUAAUCAGUCUCUCUCUCUCUCAUCAUGACCAAAACCAGAGACAGAAACUCGGAAGAAUCUGAGUUGAGAAGAGGGCCAUGGACACUCGAAGAAGACACACUCCUUAUUCAGUACGUCACCUCCCAUGGCGAAGGCCGAUGGAAUUCUUUAGCCAAAGAUGCAGGGCUGAAGAGGACAGGGAAGAGUUGCAGGCUACGGUGGCUGAAUUAUUUGAAUCCCGACAUUAAAAGGGGAAACUUCACCCCACACGAGCAGCUACUCAUUCUUGAACUCCAUUCCAAAUGGGGAAACAGGUGGUCGAAAAUUGCGAAGCACUUGCCCGGAAGAACAGACAACGAGAUCAAGAACUACUGGAGAACACGUGUGCAGAAACAGGCACGUCAGCUACGUGUAGAUUCCAACAGUACCAAGUUUCUAGAAGCCGCCAGACUCUUCUGGAAGCCGAUGUUGCUCGAAAAGACGACGGCGGACGGCGGCUGUAGUCCAUCUAUGUCGGCGGCGCCGCCAAUCUCCACCGCGGAGCUGCCUCCUCCGCCGCCGUGUCCCAAACCCAGCUCUGUAGAAAAAAUGGGAUCGAUCCAGAGCCAGCUGUACUCGCCCGAUUAUUGUAAUUUAGGAAAAUCACAGGCCGAGGAGAAGAAUAAUAAUUACUACUACGUGGGCGAUGAAGGCGUGCAAGAACUGGAGCUGAUGGAGGCUGCAGACAGUUAUCUUCCACUCUACGGCUGCCACGUGGAUGGGGCUGAUUGGCUGGCAGAGGAGCUAGGGCAAAGCUUUUUGAAUAGUGAUGAAUUGUGGCAAUUCAAGAAGGGUGAGGAAUUAAUAAUUGGUGUCUAGAAUCUAAUAUAGAAAUAAAUCUACAUCGAUAGAUACACUACUCAUCUUUAAUUACAAAAAUCGCCCUUAUUUUUGAACUAGGGUCUUGAUUAUCUCAUAAGGGAUUUAUUGUUAUUAUUAGUUAAUUUAAUCUAAUCUUC
Messenger RNA from Andrographis paniculata, 1026 nucleotides. Its product is annotated as transcription factor MYB62-like. The transcript has 3 exons. The coding region runs from base 74 to 886 and encodes 270 amino acids. Gene Ontology annotation, molecular function: sequence-specific DNA binding; DNA-binding transcription factor activity. Gene Ontology annotation, biological process: regulation of DNA-templated transcription. Gene Ontology annotation, cellular component: nucleus. The record is from RefSeq and is a predicted model, not a curated record. Lineage: Eukaryota; Viridiplantae; Streptophyta; Magnoliopsida; Lamiales; Acanthaceae.